Messenger RNA from Chaetomium strumarium, 4654 nucleotides. RefSeq names its product mono-functional DNA-alkylating methyl methanesulfonate N-term-domain-containing protein. Gene Ontology annotation, biological process: mRNA splicing, via spliceosome. The transcript is spliced from 5 exons. Gene Ontology annotation, molecular function: U2 snRNA binding; protein binding. The record is from RefSeq and is a predicted model, not a curated record. Bases 295 to 4221 code for a protein of 1308 amino acids. Gene Ontology annotation, cellular component: U2 snRNP; nucleus. NCBI's taxonomy places the organism in Eukaryota, Fungi, Ascomycota, Sordariomycetes, Sordariales, Chaetomiaceae.
ACCCGCGUGCAUGCGUGCCAGAGAGGGGAUGCCUGUGGCGCUACCGUGAUCGGGACCAGCAGCCUCGCCGUUAUGUGCAGGCGCCCCUGCUGCUUCUGAGCCCUGCGACGCUCGCCUCUUCCGGCUCGCUACCUGUUUUGGUGGACUUUUACCUAAGGUGGUCCUUCCGCGGGCUCGCUCGAGAGAGAUCAGGCCUGCAUUAGGUUCUCUGUCCCUCCUUCCUUCGCUAAGGAAAGGACAGACCGGCUGCCGUCUUCCAGUCCUCGCCAGCGCUUACUCUAAACACGGCUCUUCAUGGCCUUCCAAACCAGCGUUUUGCGGGGUGGAGAAUGGGUGACCGAGACCGUCAACCUGCAAGCCGUGUUAGGGGCGCAGAAACAAGAUCCCAAGGCUCCCACGAUGCAUGAUGCUCCAAAGCCUCCAAGAUGCGGACUGCUCACGCGGAGUGUGGUUGAGAGCGCGCUUGCGAACUGGAUUCUGCCAGUCAGACUCCGGUCCCCAGAGUACAACGAUGUCGCGUUCAUAGGCGAUCGGUUUGUUCAAAUAUGCGAGCUCCGGAAAGAUGGACGUCUCAAGGACAUCGCCCGGAAGAGCGAUUUUGGCUGCCGCAUUCGCAAUGCGUGCGUGAUCGGAUCCCCAGCCAUCGCGGAUUCCGACAUGGAGAGCAACGAGUUGCCCUCUUCCCUGCCGGUUGUCAAAGCUGAGGACGACGACCCAGACCUGCUCGGCGUUUCUUCAUCCAGACGGACAGACGCAGUUGGACGAUUGCCGCCUCAGUUGUUGAUGCUGGUACUGGAAAACGGAGACAGCGUUUUCUUGUUUGCCCGAUCCGGGCCCGACCGCGAGCCCGAGUUUGUCACGUCGUGCUUCGGGAGGCCGUUUUGCGAGUUGACAUAUCUGGGAUUUCACCUAGCCGUCGAUCCGAGCUCGCGCUAUGUGGUACUGGCAAACCCCACAGAAUACUUCGCUGUCUACGAGCUCGACUCUCUUACCGAGGUCGACGGCAGGUACUCCCGCAAUGAAGUCCUCAAUCCGGUCAAUUCAUGGCGUUGCCGCAGCGUACGGGGAGUGAUUCAUAAGGUAGCGUUUCUGCACCCGCGGCCGGAGGAUCCCCAUCACAUCAUCCUCUUGCUUGUAGUCGCCAGACAUGGCAAGUCCAGGACCGUGAUCUAUGAGUGGGAGCUCGGGGACGACCUGACGGAGGUCUUUGCCGAGGAGAAACAAGGCCAUCGGCUGCCUGUCGAGCAUCAGGUGCCAUUACUCUUGAUCCCCCUGACGGUUCAGUCAGCGUUCAUCGCCGUAUCGCCGGAUCAGAUCGCCUUGUGCACCGAGUGCUUGCACGGGCCACCGAGGUUCGAGCCCGUGGCGAUACCAGCACGCCCUCCCACUGCCAACCAUCGGGGGCGGCACCAGCCACUGUGGACGGCGUGGGCAAGGCCUUUCCGUCGGUCCGGCUACAAUGUAAAUCGCGACUGCAUCUACCUCGCGCGGGAGGAUGGCGUGAUCACUUUCCUAGAAGCCCACGAGGACGGCUCUGCCGGCCUCAUUUUCAACAUGGACCCGUUUCCUUGCGCCAUAUCGAGGGCCUUUGCCUGUAUGCCCAACUCGGACCGUAGUACCGACGUAUUGAUUCUGGGCAGCGACGUGGGACCUGGCGGGUGUUGGAAGAUCCCUGCCCGGCAACCCGCCGAGCUGCUUGGGAUAUUGCCGAACUGGUCGCCGGUUGUCGACUUGACAUCUACAGAUGAAUAUUCAGGGUGGUGCCAGGAUGCUAGUCAAGACAAGGCCAUGGUUCCAUGGCAGCACGCCACAUGGCGGCAACCAGACCGCGUCUUUGGAACUGGCGAGAGCGCCAGCAAGGGUGCAAUCACGGAGUAUAGGUACGGGCUGAAAGCGGACAUCGCGUUGGACCUUGAAUACGGCCCUGGGGUGAAACAGGCGUGGCUUCUCCCCGCCCACAGCGGCUACUUGCUGCUGCUUUCCAUGCCUGACUGCUCGGCCGCCUUAAACUUGGCGAGCGACUUUUCCAGCGCCACCGCGGCCGCCCCGGAUACGAUACCCUACGACUUGGCAUCGACCACGCUGGUACUGGGGUGUGAUGGUGACCUGACAGUCCAGAUCACUAGGGAGAAGGUCGUAUUGGUCGCUCAGCAUCGAAGCGCCAGCUUCUCCUUCCAGACUCUGCCGGGGAUUCUGAAUGCUUCCGUAUCAGACGCCUACGCUCGCGGCGACUGUGUCGUUGUCUCGACGCACACCAACGCCAAGUUCCGAAUUCACGUCUACAAGAUCGACCCAGGGAAACUCACCCUUUCACACGUUCAGACGAUCGAUGUGGACGGAGAAGUCAGCUGUCUGUCGCUCGAUGCCAGUUACAACCUCUUUGCCGGUAUCAGGAAGGCUUCUCAGACGCUGCUGGGCCGCGGUUCGCUGCAACAGUCCUGUACUGACCUCCAGAGGGUCAACCUAGCCGGAGAUCUGCCAGAUCAGGAAGCGAGCUUCAGUUAUGGAUCGCCCUCUUUACUUGAAGGCGUCGAGAGUAUCGUCUCAAUCGGGGACACCGUUCUCCUGGGUACCAGAAGUGGAGAGGUAUUCACCGUGAGAAACCCUGCUGGCUCGCUCUCUAUUAUCGGCCGUGAGAAGUACGGUAGCUCAGUCGCGACUCUCACCUGCAGCCGCCGUGACGGCGCUUCCGACCCCACUAUAUUGGUGUGUUGCGACGGAAACCUCGUGUCUCUCAGCCUAGGUCAGCACGGCAGUCGCCGAUGCCGCGUCUGGCCGGUCGACGCCAGCAGGUUAGAGGCCCCAGCACCCAUGGUGCAGUAUGCUGCGGUUGUGGAUCUGCCGUGCGAGGAUGGGGCGACGCCGAUUCUCAUGAUAUCCGGCUCGAGGCUGUUGCUCGCCGAGAUGCGAGAGAAGCCCGGUCCCGCUAACCGCAUCAUUCCCGUCGACGGUUCGCCAAACAGGGUCAUGUACUGCCAAUCUACGCAGUGUCUAGUCGUUGCCGUGAACAGGGACUAUGGGCCGACCUUGGUGUUCCUCAACCCCGAUACGGGAGAAGACAUUGGCAGGCCAACGGAUAAGACCGGCGAGCCCCAAACGUGCAUCGCGGGGCUGGGGAGGGCGGGCGACCGGGUAAUGGGGCUGGCGGAAUGGCGGUACAAAAGGGACGGCAAUGUCUGGAAUUUCAUCCUCGUCAUCACAAAAGCCGGCCGUCUCAUUCUGGUCUCGACCCAGAAGAUGGGGACACGAGAGGGCGGCUCGCCGGCCAUUCGCUACUGGACGAGGUUCAGGAAGGACGUGAAGGAGCCGAUAUACUCGAUCCUGAGCUACGACGAGGGCUUGGUCUACUGCUUCGCUCGGACGAUCCAGUGGGAAGUGCUGGACCUCCAGGAGCGGAAGCUCAAGCCCGUGAAAUCCUUCGAGCUGGGCUCGCCCGCUACGGCCCUGCGCAUCUCCAACGGCAAGCUCGUGGCCCUGACAAGCGCCGAGUCUCUGGUCGUCCUCGACCACUUCCACGCGGAGGCAGACAAAAUCAGGCUCUGCCAUGUAGACCCGUGGCGGCGGAACGGCGUCGACUUCUUCGAGUCCACCGGUCCGGAUCUCAACGACGCGAGCGGCGGCAUCUUCCUCGUGGCGGACAGGGACUGCAGUGUCACAGGCCUCUGGGUGCCGUGGCAGAUCCCGGACAAGGAAUGUGAAGUGGUGGUAGAGGCGGAGCUUCCCUCCUCCAUCAGAAGGUUCCGUCGGGUGAGGACGCGGCCCAUGUGGGAGCGGGGGCAAAGGAGGGGCCCCAGGUACGGCCGGCUCCCGGCCACGGUGGACGACGCCGAAGUCCUGGGCGUCUCCCUCAACGGCGCCAUGUACCACUUCACGCUGCUGAGCGUUGAGGCCUGGCGGCUGCUGCGCUUCAUCCAGAACAUGGCGCUUGCCAUCCCGGAGGCGAGCCCGGCGCAGCGCGAUCGGUCUGCUGUCAAUAAGGAGAUAGAGCCGGUGCGUCCCCCGCCGGAAAUGCAUGUUGAUGGCGACAUACUCCGGCGCUGUUUAGAGAAGAGGACGUUGGAGCAGCUGGUGGCCACACAAGGCCAGCUGCCGAGGCUCCUAGAGCUCUUGGGAGAGCUGGACGGCGGUCAACAUGUCGUUGACUUCUCGGAGGGAGAGCCGUCACGGUAUUUCCAGCUGGCGUAUGAUGUCUUGGAGUACUAUCUGUCGCCGGUCUUAUGAUGGAAUAGGAAUGGAUGGUACACAGGUCACUGUAUUUGGGCAUUGGCUGUGAAGGCCGCGUCAAUGCAGUACCACAAUAUGCGUACGCCGAUGAAAAAGGGGGGGCAUUCUUUUCUUGGCACCUUGCAACCCGUUGUAAACCUUUACUGCAUCGCUGUCUGCCUGUGGCUCGUGGAGGCGAGCGGACAUAAAUUUGAUUUGGACCUACACUGUGCCCGAAAAGGUCUCUGUGUAACACCGUGACUUUUGUCCCUGGUUCGUCCCAUCACAACCUCUCUCGUGCCUCCCCGUCGAAAUGGCCCGGCCCAAUAUCUACCCCUCCGCCCCGCCGACCUUGCCGGGAACCUUGGAGACCUAAGUAGGAUAACCCGGCACGCCCAGAAUAUGUAUCGUAUCAGUUGGCUGAAGUUGCAUCCGCAAUCUGAAGAGCAUU